Culex pipiens pallens (northern house mosquito) is the source of this 1876-nucleotide messenger RNA. Its product is annotated as cellular tumor antigen p53-like. NCBI's taxonomy places the organism in Eukaryota, Metazoa, Arthropoda, Insecta, Diptera, Culicidae. Gene Ontology annotation, biological process: regulation of transcription by RNA polymerase II; apoptotic process. The transcript is spliced from 3 exons. Gene Ontology annotation, molecular function: RNA polymerase II cis-regulatory region sequence-specific DNA binding; DNA-binding transcription factor activity, RNA polymerase II-specific. The record is from RefSeq and is a predicted model, not a curated record. Gene Ontology annotation, cellular component: nucleus. Bases 400 to 1695 code for a protein of 431 amino acids.
UUCUAUCUAUUGUCAGCCGGCGACUUUGUUCCGCCACGCUAAAAGAGCCCCCCUCUUUCUAAAACUCCAAACCCAAACAAAAAUCAGCCGCGAGAGGCCUGUCUCAUUCGUGUUCAAACAUGUUUUGCAUCGAAAAGAGGGAACAUCGCGCGGAACCGCACAAGCAACACCUUCGAUUCUGACAGCCUCAACUUCAAAACUUGCCUCCCGCUGUCACACAGUUGCAAUGCAGCGGUUUGUUUUGAUACAUUGCCGGAUCGUAGGAGGCUCGCGACGCGCGAUGAUGUGUAUUGCGUCAUACUUUAAUGUGACUUGAUUUUUUGUUUUCUUCUUGCAGCAGGCGACGGCGGCAGUGACAACGAACCUUUUUGGCGAUUUUGAAGGGAUUUUUGCGGAAAGAUGGUCGAUUCUCAGGAUUUGAAUGUCGCUUAUGAGGAAGAGGUCAACAGUGACGAGGAGAUGUUCCCGGACGGAUCGGUAGGUUCAGCGUUCCAGAUUUCUCAACCAAAGCUAACGGAACUCCUCUUCCAGCAACCGCAGUACGGUGAGCUGAAGGACUUGGACAGCCAGACUAUGCAGCUGUUCAACAGUCAGACCUACGCGGAUGACGCAAGCCGUAUAUUGAAGUCGGAUGAUUUUGCUGGAGCUUCGCAAGAGAUAGAGCUGGCCAGCUCGCUGAAGGGCUUCGAGGAUCUGGCUCCUGGGGAAUCGGUUGAGCUGGACGUGUACGCGUCACACAUUGAUCCACCAACGUCCACUACGUUGCAUCACUUGAAGCAGUUUCCAUCGCUGGAGGUCAUGGUGCAGCCGUGGAUCAACUUCCGGGUGAAUCUACCGAGUGACGCCAGCGACAAAACGAGCUGGAUGUACUCGGACAAGCUGCAGAAGCUGUUUGUGAAGAUGGGCAAUACCUGCACGUUCAACGUGCAGCUGAUGGCGUCUCCGGAAGUUACGACGGUGGUCCGAGCCAUGGUGGUUUGCUCUUCGCCAGAGGAUCAACAUCACCCGGUGUCGCGGUGCGACAAUCAUCGGUGCAGCGAUAACCAGGAUAUCCCUGACGACAUUAAAAUGCACGUAAUACGAUGCAAAAACGAACAAGUCAGCUACGUUGGUACCAAAGACGGAAAGGUGUUCGAGGAACGGCUUGCCAUUCUGGUCCCGAUGGAACACACAAAUCGAGCCGGCAUCACGCUGGAGUUUGUCUGCCAGAACUCGUGCCGGAACAUCAAUCGCCGUGCCACUGCGCUGGUUUUCACACUGGAAGAUCAAACUGGCCGGAUUCUCGGACGUCAGAUGUUCCAAAUCAAAAUCUGCACCAACAUCAAGCGUGACAAGCUAAACGAGGAGAACGCCGUGAAGGAGGAAGCGACGAGCCGGAAACGGAAAGCCGAGCGGCCGUACGAGGUCAAGAAGGGAAAGAAACUCAUGCGUCAGAGCUCGCUCGUCCAGGUCAAGGACGAGUUCGGAGGUCCACGGCGGUGCGAGAUCGACCCGGUCGUGGUGCAGGUUACCCUUCCGAACCGGCGGAUGGCCAAACGGAUGCUGGAAAACGCAAUCGGCCAGGUGUCGACGGCCAUCGUGCGGUCUUCGACGGACUUGGAGCGCAACCAGCUGAUGCAGUACGUUCACGACAUUCGGCGGAACAAAUCUUCGUUCGGGUUGCCCAACAGCCAAAGCAGCGUGGAUAGCGAUUAGGGAGAGCAUGACAAAAACCAUCUAUAUUUACAAAGUUAUCUGUUAGCACUACUUAGUAGAUUUAAGUAAAAAGUUUAUUUGUAAGUUUGUAUUAUUACCUGAUCUAAACAAAGUUAUUUAAAAAAAAAGAACAAAACCAUUUUAAACAAAUACAAAACAAAAUUUUAACUAAAAGACAUAA